GGGCGUGUGUGCGGGUCGGCAUGGCGUCCCCGUCGCGGAGGCUGCAGACCAAGCCGGUCAUCACCUGCCUCAAGAGCGUCCUGCUCAUCUACAGCUUCGUCUUCUGGCUUUCGGGCAUUAUCCUCCUUGCUGUCGGCAUCUGGGGAAAGAUGAGCUUGGAAGUGUAUUUUGCCCUGUUAAAUGAGAAGGCCAUCGACAUUCCCUAUGUCCUGAUUGGCACAGGCACCGUUGUCAUCCUCCUAGGCACCUUUGGUUGCUUUGCCACAUGCCGGGGAAGCACAUGGAUGCUAAAAUUGUAUGCCAUGUUUUUAACACUCAUUUUCCUUAUUGUUCUGGUGGCUGCUGUUGUGGGAUUUGUCUUCAGGCAUGAGAUUAAGAACAGCUUUAAGCAGAACUUCGAAGUUGCAGUGGAGAAGUACAACGGGACCAGAGACGAGCGCAGCAAGGCGGUCGAUAACAUCCAGUCCGCAUUGCAAUGCUGCGGUGUCACCAACUUUACAGACUGGGCGACGAGCAGCUAUUUCAAGCUGAAUGGGAUUCCCAGCAGCUGCUGCAAGUCCCAGGACGACUGUGAGAAAACAGAUCUGGAGGAUAUAACAAAAGCCAAGGAGAAGGUGCAUGAGAAGGGUUGUUACAGUUUGGUGAUCCACACGAUGGACUCUGAAAUUAGCAUUGUAGCUGGCAUCUCCUUUGGCAUCGCCUGCUUCCAGCUGGUUGGGAUCUUCCUUGCCUGUUGCCUCGCCCGGUCCAUCACAAAUAAUCAGUAUGAGAUGGUAUAACUUGAGAGCCUGCUGGUUUGCAACUGACGAAAAGAAUUUUUGGACACUUGCUUUAUAUAUUAAAAAGUAUUUUGGGAACCACUUCUGUAGCGGAUCCAAGCUGCUGGAAUCGUGUUUGAUUAGAUUGCUCUCCUCUGGACAUGUUUUUCUUCAGAAAGGGCUGAACUCAAGAGCAGAUGAAUUCUACUGUGGGAUGUUGCUGCGGUGCCCGUUCCAAAGGGAUGCUGAACAGGAUGGUUAAUGUAGGGCACUUAGCUUGGCUCCCCCGAGCCCGAGGUAGCCGCUUGUUGUCUGGCCCCCACUGUGCUGGGAAUUGUGGAAUCCCUCUCCAGCUAGCAAAUGGUUGCAUGCACAAGCUUUACAAAAUAAAAAGGGAAAAAGGGAGAGUGUUUAGUCGGGCUGUUGCUUGGUCACUUAACUCACAAUUUAUUUAAAUCUGCAUAGGAUUAAAACCUUGAGCAGCCUCCUGACCUAAGAAAGGUAACAUAGAGUGGAGUGAACACUCGCUGUGUGUUAGAUGCACUUUCCUAGAGCGUGUUCCAUUCUGUGUCACAAAAGCGUCACCGAACCAAGUGGCCUUAACAUUCAACAAGUGUGCCCUUAACCUGCACUGCCACCCGUGACAACCCCCUGAUUCUGAGGCUGAACUACCACAAGGUUUCCUUGCUGAGAGGUCAGAGGCUUUGGCUGCUUCAAAGCAUGUGGCCUGCUUUUUGAAUGCGGCUGGGCACCCGGGGCACCUGGAAGCCCUGCUCCAGUGGCUGUGCUGGCCGCCCGUCACCUUCUGAGCUUGGAGCAAGAGACAGGUGAGCACCCAUAAUGGGCUGGCCCCUGCUUGCACCAGGCACCAGCACCUUCUCCCAUGCCUUGCUGUGACCUUUGAGAUCAGACAGAAACGGUGGCGCUGGCGAGCACAAGGAGGUCCUCUUUCGGGCUGCUGCUCGGUGGUGGAAGCCUCUUCCUCUGCGUCUGUGUGUCUUCUCCUUCCUUCCAACCCCACCACUCUUUCCAUGGCUGGGGCAGGGCGGAAGUACUGCUGCCCAAGGGGAAAAGUGGGACCCAAAGCCAGCCAGUGACGGAUAUGUUAAUUCAAAUGCGUGUUCUGAGUUGCAGCUGUAACCCAGCAUCCCAGCCGUGAGCUUUGGAGGCCAAUGCAAACAGUGGCAGCCGAUGCAACACACGGGUUGCAUGGGCACAGCCAUUCCAGUGCCAUGAAUGUGAAAGGCCGCUGCCUUAAAGCUCCCCUGCUGGAGAGCAAGUCCCUUUGAACUCCGUGAGACUCAGUUCUGGCUAAAUGCCUGGGAUUGCGUUCUCGGUGUGCUUUUAAGCCCCAUCCAGAUGCCUUCUCCAGGAGUCAAAGCAAGGAUGGAUCGAGGAAUCCCUCUUGGGGAAGGGGGAUGGAUCCUUUCCUUGGUGCUGUCUGUGCGUUACCAGAGAGGGCUUUUCCAAGCUGCCCCACGAACCGCUUCCUUCUAAACAGCGCAUGUUGGUCCAUCUAAUAGCUAUCCUACUUCGUGUGAUUCUUCUGUAGCAUCUCAGAAUCACCAGCAUUUUUUGGCUAGCAACCUCUCGGCUCUUUGGACAGACAAUCUGCUUUGAAAAGAUGGGCAGCUCACCUUCACCUGCUGCUGUAUGAAAUAGGGAGAGGAGGAAACUGAGGCCGCCCUUUUUGUCCCGGUAGAAGCAAGCAGAAGCUUCUCGGCUUGGGCUUCUGUACUUGGCAGAGUGAGAGUGUUGCUUUUUUCUUGUUUCGUUCCCUGACAGCAGCUUUAUAUUAUUUUUUGAAAUGCCAUAUUUUGAUACAGCACAUCCAGUCAGUCUGCAGUGAUCCUGUAGGUGUGUAUUGUGACGAUCUUUAGCUGUAGCAGGCGUCGUCCAGUAGGUUGGAACUGACUUCGAUAAAUCAGUAUUACAUGAUGCUCUGAACACUUUUUUUUGAUCUUGUCUUGAAAAUAAAACAGUUACCUACUUUCUACUCUUCAUUUCA
Messenger RNA from Varanus komodoensis (Komodo dragon), 2766 nucleotides. RefSeq names its product tetraspanin 6 (gene TSPAN6). The record is from RefSeq and is a predicted model, not a curated record. The transcript has 8 exons. Bases 21 to 779 code for a protein of 252 amino acids. Gene Ontology annotation, cellular component: membrane. Lineage: Eukaryota; Metazoa; Chordata; Lepidosauria; Squamata; Varanidae.